UGCGCGGCUUUAUCUCAGGUGGGAGGGGCUUGCGCUUUAGUUGACACGUCAUUACGCGUCUGCAAGGAGCGUCAUGUUUCCAUGAUGGCUGCAGAUCCAGGUUGGAUUCAGUUGAAUUUUAUUCUAGUUUUCUCUUCGCUGUGUGGGGUGUAGCCAUGAGCACGACUGGCUUCCAUUUGGUUAGAAUCCACUUCAUCUCCGACCCGCCUUUGCCCCCAGCAUGCCUAAGAAAGGGAACAGAAAACGGCUGAGGUUCAAGGGAGACGACGUGAGCUCUCAUAGAGUUACUGUGGCAGACUGUGCAAAUUCUGAUCCAGCUGUUGUGAAGUCUGGAAGAAUCAGAAAGUCUGUAGCUAAUGCAAUUCAGAAAGAAGAAAAUAAUGCAGUCGCAGAAACUGGGGCCAACUAUCCGAUUGAUAUCUGGCUUUUGCUAGCCUCUUACAUUCGGCCUGAAGAUGUUAUGAAUUUUGCCCUAAUUUGCAAGAAUGCUUGGAUCGUUACAUGCACAGCUGCUUUUUGGAUAAGAUUGUAUAAAAGAUAUUAUAAAAUGAAUGUCUACCUUCCAGUACGUUUACUUCCAGAGUGUAUGUACAAGCUGCAUUGUCUGCGCGCAUGUGUAAUCCGUUCCUUGUACCACAUGUAUGAGCCAUUUUGUUCUCUGGUGGCUAAAAGUCCUCCAAUUCCUGAACUUACCCCCGAUACCUUGGCUAAUUCGAAAUGUUUACUUUUUUGGUACAAAAAAGCUGGAGGAAAUCGAUCUGAAAAUAUGUGGGAAUUCAAUUUUAAAUUUAAGAAACAGCACCCAAAGCUGAAGAACCACUCUCUUAAAGAGCUGCAGCCACCUUCAAAAUACAAGGAAGUCCACUUUAAUCCAGAUAAUGACUGCUAUCUUCUUCAGGUGUCCACUCUAAACUUUAUUUUCAUACCUAUAGUCAUGGGUAUGACGCUUGCUUAUUUCACAAUAAAUGUCAGUACUGAUAUGAGGCACCACAGGGUGAGAUUAGUCUUUCAAGAUUCUCCAGUGUGGAAUGGAAAAAAGCCUCGUGGUGAUCAAGGAGUGCAAAUUGUUCUGGAUCCUGUGCACACUGUCCAUCUCCUGGAUUGGUGGCAUCCAAAAUAUCCCUUCUCAUCCAGGGCUUAGAAUCUAAUCAGAGAAGUCAUUGCUGUGUGCAGUUUCAACCAAAGAAAAUCCAUUAUAUCCGUACAGAGCCAAACAACUGUGACACUUUCAGUGCCAAAGAGCAAACAGCCACUGCUUUUCAUCUCCACAUGACUUCAGGUGCACCUCCUUUGGUGUGAUCAGUGUUCAAAAUGUUUAUACAUAGGAAAUAAACAAAAUGCACCUAUUAACGUAUUAUGCCCUAGAGAUUUGAUUUUUGAAGAGUUACUGAUUCUAGUGACAUUUAGUAACAUUGUAUAAACAUUUUUUUUCAGAGAGUCCUUCAAAAUGAAGGUAAAGUGUUUUAAUAAAAAUGCUAAAACAUUUGUGUGCA
Xenopus tropicalis (tropical clawed frog) is the source of this 1493-nucleotide messenger RNA. It is a transcript of the gene tmem183a, whose product is annotated as transmembrane protein 183A. The coding region runs from base 221 to 1141 and encodes 306 amino acids. The record is from RefSeq and is a predicted model, not a curated record. NCBI's taxonomy places the organism in Eukaryota, Metazoa, Chordata, Amphibia, Anura, Pipidae. The transcript is spliced from 7 exons.